AUUCACAUUCUUCAUUUGGUGUGAUGUUAUACAGUAGAUUUGCAAAGAUAUUUCACAGAAAACAGCUACAUACUUCAGGUGCAAAAGCUGCCUUUUAAGAGAGCCAACUGAAACUGCUUUUAUUACAAUGGAAUUGCUGUUUCUGAUUCUGAUAUUUAUCGUCAGUGACAUGAGAAAUGCUAUAAAAGCCCAGCACUGUGGGGUUUCAUCACUCAGCACUCAUAUUGAAGGAGGUGAGAAUGCAGCUGUAAGGAAUUGGCCUUGGCAGGUCAGUCUACACAGUUCUGGCCAUCACGUCUGUGGAGGGUCCCUUAUCAGCUAUGAAUGGGUGCUCACUGCAGCUCACUGUGUUGAAUACCUAUCCUCAGACAUUGGACUGAAUGGUACUGUUUAUCUGGGUAGACAGAGCCAAAAUGUUUCAGUCUCUAACUCACAUGAGGUGAUUCGAGGAAUUCGAUCCAUCAUUCCACAUCCAGACUAUGACCCCUCAUGGUUCGUUAAUGACAUUGCCUUGCUGAGACUGAGCGAGCCAGUUAACUUUACCAGCUACAUCAGCCCGAUCUGCCUGGCUGCUAAUGACAGUAUCUUUCACAACGGCACCAACUGCUGGGCCACUGGAUGGGGGGAAACUGGCUUUUUUGGCACUCAGCACACUUAUGGAACUCUGCAGGAAGGGAAAAUGAAAAUAGUGGGGAAUAAGGAGUGUAACUGCAGUUCUAAGGACAUAAUCACUCCGACAAUGAUCUGUGCUGAAGGAGAGGCUGGUGAAGGAACGUGUUAUGGAGAUCCUGGUGGUCCAUUACAGUGUGAGCAGGAUUCUGUCUGGAUCUUAGCUGGCGUCACUAAUCCUUCUUGUGGCACUGGAAUUGCACCUGACAUCUAUGCUAGAGUAUCAAAAUUCCAAAACUGGAUUAUGGAGAAUGUUAAUGGAACAGAUAUUGGCUUUUUGACUUUCACAUCUGAUGGUGAAGAUAAGGACAGCAUCUUUCUGUGCAGUGGAGAAGAUAUAGGUCUUUUCUACCCAUUUGGAGAUGAAGACAUAGAAAAUCCCUCUGAAGAUGAUGGAAGCUCUAAUUUAGUAUUACUGGAAGAGCCCUUUGUAUAUUUUGGACAUGUUUAUCAACAGGUUUAUGUUAAUAACAAUGGCCAUUUGACAUUUGACGAGCCUCUUUCACAGCCGAUACAACUUUAUUUACAUUCCCAAAUCAAUAAAGACAUAAUUUCUGUCUGCUGGACAGAUAUGGACAACAGUGUCAAUGGAACAAUCUCCUAUCGUCAGGUCACCAGUGGUAAACUCUUACUAGCAGCUUCAAACAACUUAAACCGUUAUUUUCAAAAUCUGAGCUUCACUGCCUCAUGGCUGUUCAUUGCCACUUGGGAUAAAGUGCCGUAUUAUAACAACCCACAAUCGGAGUCGACCUUUCAAGUGGUUUUGGUGUCUGGCAAAAACAUGUCAUUUAUACUCAUGCAUUAUGAUCAUAUUGCUCCGACCACAUAUCCUGUAGAGUCUGGCUAUGACACAACUGAUUCAACUGAUUUCUUUUCAAUUCCUGUCUCUGAUGCCACAUAUCUGCCAUACACAAGCAAUGUCAAUGUAAAGGGUCGGUGGGUUUUUCGAGUUGACCAUGCAACAGAAAACAAUGGGCUUUUUUAUCCAUCUGGCUAUCAGAACACACAGAAUCCCUGUCGAAGUAAUGCAAGCUCACCAGCUCUGUACUUGUUAUAUCCUUUCUUAUACUUUGGACGCACAUAUCAAAACAUAUAUGUCAACAAUAAUGGACAUUUGACGUUUGAACCAUUUUAUGAAAGCCUCCCCAAGGCUUUCCCUGUCAACUCUUCUAGAGACAUUAUAGCUCCGCUCUGGGCAAAGUUUGACUGUAGCGUCAGUGGAAGCAUCUCCUACCACAUUGUAACUCAAGGUCGUAUUCUGGACAGGGCUAGAAAUGAUAUCAAACAGUAUUUCCCUCAGUUAGGGUUCUCAGUGCAUACAGUCUUCAUUGCUACGUGGAAUAGCCUGCCCUAUUUGAACAACUCAACUACGGAAUCCUCCUUCCAAGUCAUUCUAGUCAUUUGCAGAACUCUUUCUUUUGUCAUAAUGAACUAUGGAAAUAUCUCCUCAACUGAUCAGAGUUUUCAGGCUGGCUAUGACACAAUAAACUCAACAAAUUAUUUUUCAAUCCCUGUGCCUGAUGAAAAUAAGCUGUUCAACUCCAGCAAUGUCAAUGUGCCGGGACGCUGGGUAUUUUGUGUUGAUGGUGGAGCUGAGGAGGGAAUAUUCUAUCCAUAUGGAGAUGAAGAGGAUGAGAUGAACCCGCAGUCAGAUGAUGGAAGUUCUCCUCCGAUUCCUCUGCUGCAGCCAUUUGUGUACUUUGGCCGUUUAUAUGAGAAAAUAUUUGUGAAUAAUAAUGGAGACCUGACCUUUGAUGAGCCAUUUUCCCAGUAUAAUCCCUAUUAUUUUCCUGCAUACUCGACUAAAGACAUCAUCGCUCUGUGGGCAGACAUUAAUAAUAAUAAAGAAGGGACUAUCUCUUACCGACAAGUAACAGAUGCUCUUCUUUUAAAUCGGGCUUCAAGAGACAUAAACAAAUAUUUUCCAAAUAUGAACUUUUCUGCCUCUUGGGUUUUUAUUGCUACAUGGGAUAAAGUACCAUACUACAUAAACAAAGAGGCGAAGUCGACCUUUCAAGUGGUGUUGGUGUCUGGCAAAAACCUGUCAUUUACUCUUAUGCAUUAUGAUUUCAUCACUCCCAUCCAAAGUGUAGAGUCCGGCUUUGACACAAUAAAUUCUACUAAUUUCAUUUCACUUCCUGUUAUUGACAUUGCAAAUCUACCAUACACAAGCAAUGUCAACAUCAUGGGUCGAUGGGUAUUUCGUGUUGACCAUGUAUCAGGCCACAAUGGUCUGUUUUAUCCAACUGGCUAUCAGGACUCUCAGAAUCUCUGUCAAAGUAAUGGAAUCUCAACAGCUCUGGACUUGCAGUAUCCCUUUUUGUACUUUGGACGUGAAUACAGUAACAUAUAUGUCAACAAUAAUGGACUUUUGACGUUCAAACCAUUUUAUGAAAGUCUCCCCAAGGCUUUCCCUGACAACUCUACUGGAGACAUUAUAGCUCCACUCUGGGCAAAGUUUGACAUUAGUAUCAAUGGAAGCAUCUCUUAUUGCAUUUUAACUCAAGACCGCAUUCUGGACCGGGCAAGAAAUGAUAUCAAACAGUAUUUCCCUCAGUUAGGGUUCUCAGUAUAUACAGUCUUCAUUGCCACAUGGAAUAGGGUGCCCUACUUGAACAAUCCCACUACGGAAUCAUCCUUCCAAGUUGUUCUAGUCAUUUGCAGAACUCUUUCCUUUGUCAUAAUGAACUACGGAAAUAUCUCCUCAACUGAUCAAAGGUUUCAGGCUGGCUAUAACACAAUAAACUCAACACAUUAUUUUUCAAUCCCUGUGCCUGAUGAAAAUAAUGUGUUCAACUCCAGCAAUGUCAAUGUGCCGGGACGCUGGGUAUUUCGUGUUGAUGGUGGACCUGAGGAGGGAAUAUUCUAUCCAUAUGGAGAUGAAGAGGAUGAGAUGAACCCGCAGUCAGAUGAUGGAAGUUCUCCACCGAUUCCUCUGCUGCAGCCAUUUGUGUACUUUGGCCUUGUAUAUGACAAAAUAUUUGUGAAUAAUAAUGGAGACCUAACUUUUAAUGAGCCGUUUUACCAGUGGUAUCCCUAUUAUUUUCCUGCAUACUCAUCUAUAGACAUUAUCGCUCCACUGUGGACAGACAUUUAUAAUAGUGAGCAAGGAACCAUCUCUUACCGACAAGUAACAGAUGCUCGUCUCUUGAAUCGGGCAUCGAGAGAAGUAAACAAAUAUUUUCCCAGACUGAACUUCUCUGCCUCUUGGGUUUUUAUUGCUACAUGGGAUAAAGUACCAUACUACGCAAACAGAGAGUCAGAAUCAACCUUCCAAGUGGUUUUGGUGUCUGGCAAAAAUAUGUCAUUUACUUUCAUGCAUUAUGAUUUUAUCACUCCCACCCAAAGCGCAGAGUCUGGGCUUGACACAAUUAAUUCUACCAAUUUCUUUUCAAUUCCUUUUUCUGACAUCGCAAAUCUGCCAUACACAAGCAAUGUAAAUGUCAAGGGUAGAUGGGUAUUUCGAGUUGACAAUUCAUCAGAAAACAAUGGGUUCUGCGUCGAAACUAACACACACGAUGAUUUUUCUAGUGCUUUGAAUUGUGGAAGAACCCCAGUUACCACCAGAAGUAGGAUAGUUGGAGGUCAGAAUGCUUCAGCUGGACACUGGCCCUGGCAGGCUAGUCUUCUUCUGUUAAGCAGGCACAUCUGUGGAGGUUCUCUCAUCAACAAACAGUGGGUGCUGUCUGCUGCCCACUGUGUUCAUGGGUAUCCCACCUCUUAUUUCUCUGUGUUUUUGGGGCGACAGACCCAGGGAGGCAUCAACCCCAAUGAAGUGUUCAGAUAUGUGAGAUUAAUCAUCAAACAUCCCAGUUACAACAAUUUUACAAGUGAGAACGAUAUCGCUCUUCUCAAAUUGAGAUCACCGGUCCCGUUCACUGACUACAUCAGACCUGUGUGUCUAGCAGCUCAUAACAGUGUGUUCAACAGCGGCACAGACAGCUGGAUCACUGGAUGGGGAAACAUUGGUGAAGGAGUGCCCGUUCCGUCCCCUAAUGUUCUUCAGGAAGUGGAGGUUCCUGUAAUUGGUAACAGACAGUGCAACUGUCUCUAUGGAGUUGGAGAGAUAACAGACAACAUGAUCUGUGCUGGUCUUCUGGAAGGAGGCAAGGACUCAUGUCAGGGGGAUUUCGGAGGUCCGAUGGUGAGCAUGCAGAGCUCUGUAUGGGUUCAGUCUGGUAUCGUUAUCUUUGGGACUGGCUGUGCUCGACCUGAACUUCCUGGUGUGUACACCAGAGUAUCACACUAUGAGGAAUGGAUCAGUUCCUUGGUGUGUAGCGAUCCUCCAGGUUUUGUGCAGUUUACCGCCGGUGGAGCUGAUCCUGACUACAGUUACAGCUGUCCUGGUCUUCCUCCUCUUCCUCCUCCUCCUUCCUCAUUAAUAGAAUCUAAAAUUAUAUCUUCUGCAACAAUUCCUUCUCAAAAUACUUUGCUAUCAUAUUUGAUGUUGCUUUUAGCAGUUUAUAUGUAAAGAUACAUUUGGGGUAAAUACCUUCAUACAAAAGGAAUGUAUCAAAUGUGACAAUAAUUGGAUUUAUAAGGAAUAAUACAAUAAGAAAUGUUUCAAAUCUGCAUAUAAGAAUGAUCUCUGAAUGAUUAUGUGACACUAAAGACUGGAGUAAUGGCUGCUCAAAAUUCUCUGGAAUAAAUGACAUUUAAAUAUAUAUAUAGUUACA
Molecule: messenger RNA, 5345 nt
Organism: Carassius carassius (crucian carp)
Lineage: Eukaryota; Metazoa; Chordata; Actinopteri; Cypriniformes; Cyprinidae
Exons: 32
Coding region: 128-5140 (1670 amino acids)
Biological process (GO): cell-matrix adhesion; proteolysis
Molecular function (GO): serine-type endopeptidase activity
Source: RefSeq, a predicted model, not a curated record